GGGGAUCGCCUUUGCUGCAAUACACAGACAUCCAUACCAGCCGCCGAAACUAGAACUAGGCCACACGUUGUCUCCUCAGGUAGGUCUAGAAGCGAUCAGGAGUCGGCUUGUAGUCUUCAGAUUCCAUGGCGGUCCUCAGGAGGGAAGCCACUGGCCAGGCCAGAUUGGCAGGAUCAUUCAUAGGAUGUCUUGGAAUAAUUCUGCUUGGUUUUGUCAUUCAGUCCCUUGCAGUCCCUACUGAUGGGAGCAACUCCUUAUCGAAGGUGACUACGGCUGCUCAGAAUGAAGAAACAGGAACUGGCAUCGUAAGCAGGCAGCUUGGAGAUGAUGGGUAUGCUGACGAGUAUGGCAAAGGGUACUACAGGGACGACAAUUUUGGUUAUGACAAGUACUACAGUCAGCAGAGCUACGAUGGUAAGAAAGACAAGGACAUGUACUUCAAGAAGUACAGUGACAACAAAUACAACGAAAAAACGUACGAAAAGAAAUACGGCGAUGACAGGUACGAUGAGAACAAGAAGUACGAGGAGGACAAGAAGAAGUAUGAGAAGUAUGGUGAUUAUGAAAAGUAUGACGAUGAUGAAAAGUAUGAUGAUGGUAAGAAGGGUGGUGAGUACUACAACAAUUACAAGGAGGAGAAGCAGAAUGACAAGAAGUAUGAUGCAGAGAAGUACAACGUGAAGUACCAUGAGAAGAACUACCAUGACAACGAGUACGAAGAGAAGAAGUAUAAGGACAAGGAAUACAACAAGAAGGAUGACGAGAAAUAUGGCGAGAGGAAAUACGGCAACGAGUAUGACAACAAGUUUGAUGACGACAAAUACAAAGGAGAGAACUUUGGAGUGAAGUACAUGGAGGAGUAUGGUAGGAAAUACAACCGUUACGAUAAGAAGAAGUACGGCUACGGUGGCAAUUAUAACAAGAAAUACUAUGGAAAGAAGAAGUAUAACAAAAAGUAUGACAGGUAUGGCAAGAAGUAUUAUAAGUACGACAACAAGUAUGGCAAGAAGUUUGGGAGGAAGGGUUAUUACAAGGACUAGGGCAAGAAGAAGGAUGAGAUGAGAAGGGGCAUGAUGAGAAGCAGUACAACACCCAGCAGCACGGGCACACGAGAGCUAUGACGAGAAGUACGCUGGUAUAGACUACAAGGGUAACAGCUGUGAUUAGAAGUGAAUGAGCAAUCAUUCACUUAAAUUUACAAAAGAAUACGCUUUCUGAAAACUAUUGCCAUUGCCAUGCACGGGAAGUUUGACCAGAAGAGAAACAAUACAUAGAGCGAAAAAUGUGAGUUCAUGCACACACUGCAUGAGGAUUUACUUUCCCAGAGGAUCCAACGUCUACAACGGACUGAGCGACAAUGACCUCCAGGAUGAUGGGCAAGCUCUGUGUGCAGUCUUGGUACAUGUUAGUGAAACAUCGAUCAUCGGCAAAGUUGGCACGCUCGAAGUGGACUAAGCAGAAGAAUAAGAGCUUGAUUUGCUCAUUCCUGCUGCAAAGACAGCCCAGAAGGGUAGUCCGAAUAACUAGCUGUAUUCCAAAGCAAGUGGAAAUUUCUAGCAAUAUGCAUUCGGCUCUCGUUCAUGUAUUCUGAUAUCUACCAGUGAUUGUGUGUGGUUUCUACCUUGUCAUGAAACUGUUUCAUUGCAGUCAAUCUUAUGUCGUUAGCCGUGCUUGGUGAUGCUGUUCUUCUUGGCAGCAACUUGGCUCCAAAACCUUUUGACAGGGUUUAUCUGACCACAGUUCUGAAGGAGACAACAGUCCCAUUUUCUCAAGAACCAGAUUUUGAAACCCCAUGGUCAGAGUUAAGAUCUGGAUACAGGAAUGGGACACUGGACCCGGUUUCCAGUCCGUUUUAAGGUACUUUUGUCGAACGGAUGGUCUAGGUGAUUUUGAGCUGGUAUGGUGAAAUGCUCACUUAUUUCUGAGCUUCAAGUGAAUUUUGGAAAGUUCUCAGUCUUUAGAAUGGGACGUAGGACCCGGUUUGUAGCAUUAAAAAGAUAUAUAUUUUGAGCAGUUGGUUACUCUGCUAGCUACGCUCCUAAGCGAAACUGGCUGAGGCUGCCAGGAUAACUCCGGGUCGAAUUGUGAGCUCCCUGGCCUCAUGCUUUGUUGAGCAAUACAGAUAUGAGCUUUCCGGAA
Messenger RNA from Chara braunii, 2139 nucleotides. NCBI's taxonomy places the organism in Eukaryota, Viridiplantae, Streptophyta, Charophyceae, Charales, Characeae. The record is from the annotation of a GenBank genome assembly.